CCAUUUUGCCGACACUUUCUGUAAAUCACCUCCUGAAAUCGACGGUUUCGGUCCGACCGACCGCACAGCUUCAGAUUCAGCGCACCCCGAACGCAAUAUGUGCACCAAAUCUUGAGGAAAGAUCAAGGAAAUUCUAACAGGGUGAAAGCUUAACAGUAAUGGCGCCGAAUAUCGCGUACCUUUUCAAGCGGGAGGCGCCCGCCCCCGAAAUCGAACCCGAGCAGGCCACCAACGCGCCCCAACUACCCCCCGUCCCAGAGGGGAUGCCCGUUGAGGCGUCCGCCGCACCGCCCGUACCACCACCGUCUUCCGGUGCGGUCCCGCCGGCCGGAUCGUCCGUACCGGACGGAUCCCCGCCUCCGAUCACGAAAUUGGAAAACUUGAAGCCCUCGAACAAUUUCUUCGGCAACAAGAAGCUCCAUCCGUCUGGAGGCAAUUCGACGCCCCAUCCCGAAACUGUUAAACCGACCAAUGAAACGUCAACGUUUACCGGACUGGUCAAAUCGGCCGAAAAUCUAGGCGAACAGGUUGGAAUCGAACCAUGGCUUCUGGUGACCAUUUUAAUAGGUGUUUGCGUUAUUAUUUUGGGCAUUUGCUUCUGCUGUAUAAGACGAUGCUUCCGAAAACGAAGGGCAAAAGAUGGAAAGAAGGGCAUGAAAGGUGUGGACUUGAAAUCGGUGCAACUGUUAGGUUCAUCAUACAAAGAGAAGGUACAACCUGACAUGGACGAACUGACCGAAAAUGCUGAAGAACCGGACGAAGGUGAAAAGCCUGAAGUGCAGAAACUUGGCAAGCUGCAAUACAAGCUGGAGUACGACUUCAACCAAAACAGUCUCUCGGUGACCGUAAUCCAAGCGGAAGAACUUCCGGCUUUGGACAUGGGAGGCACAUCCGAUCCCUAUGUUAAAGUCUAUCUCCUUCCUGACAAGAAAAAGAAGUUCGAAACAAAAGUCCACAGAAAAACCUUGAAUCCUGUAUUCAAUGAAACGUUCGUCUUCAAGAGUAUACCGUAUGCUGAUGCCAUGAACAAAACACUUGUAUUCGCGAUAUUCGAUUUCGACAGAUUCUCGAAACAUGACCAGAUUGGAGAAGUGAAGGUGCCUCUUUGCCAGAUCGACUUGGCCCAAACAAUCGAGGAAUGGCGCGAGUUGCAGAGCGUUGAGGGCGAGGGUGGUCAGGAAAAUAAGUUGGGAGAUAUAUGCUUCUCCCUUCGAUACGUACCGACUGCUGGAAAAUUGACCGUUGUGAUUUUGGAAGCUAAGAACUUGAAAAAGAUGGACGUCGGCGGAUUAUCUGAUCCAUACGUUAAGAUUGCUUUGAUGCAGAACGGAAAGCGACUGAAGAAAAAGAAGACCAGCAUCAAGAAAUGCACUUUGAACCCGUACUACAAUGAAUCGUUCACUUUCGAAGUACCGUUUGAACAAAUUCAAAAAGUAAAUUUGCAAGUGACAGUGGUGGAUUACGACAGGAUUGGCACAUCGGAACCUAUCGGCAAAGUAGUACUGGGUUACAACGCAAGCGGGACCGAACUGCGCCACUGGUCUGAUAUGUUAGCAUCACCUCGCAGACCGAUCGCACAGUGGCACACACUGAAGGACCCUGAGGAUGAAAAGAAGGACUAAGAUGUCCUGGAAACAUAACAACGCAGAAAUAUUUAAGACAAUUUACGCAGAUAAUGGUUACCUAGCAUGAAUAUCCCUCGUUUUUAAACUAUGGUAUAAAUGUAUAGAUGUUAUAUUUUAUAAUAUUUAUUCAUUCAAAUCUAUUUACUUUUUAACAUAUGAAUGGAGUAACCGUUAUAUUUAACCGUAAUUAAGGAAACUUAUCGUUGAAUAGCUUGAUUAUCAUAUAACUGGUCCUAUGUGUUAAGGUUACUCUUAAUGCCUUCAACGAACAUCAACUCAUUGUCAUAUCCCAUUUUUUUCUGUAAAUAUGUCUUUUACUUCCACAGUAGAUGUAAAGGAUAACAGAAACAGUAUUGCUAUCAAAUUCAUUUAUCCAAUUUUCUUUCUAAUGUUGACGCAUAAACGAUUUUUUUAUCCCCUGAACGCUAACGUAUUCAACCACAUAACCCAGCAUCAUUUUUAAUACUUCACUUUCAUCUUUCAUUGUGAUAGCUUAACCUUAGACUUAUCAUGAAACUAGUUUGAUGAAGUAUUCCAAAUUAAAGCCUUAUAAAACUUUUCUUGAUAAUAAAAGCGUUAAAAUCGUUUAUGAGGGACACCUGACGUGUAUUUAUGAAUAUAUAUAUAUAUAAAUUCUAGAUAUAGAGUGUUAGAAAAAUUAUACAGACAAUAGAAAGAAUAAUAGCUCAUAGAUCAAAACAUGUAUAAUGUUUAGCUUUGUUUUGAUACUUGCACAACCAAUUUGUUAGAAAUUAGUAACAAUCACAUUGUAAAACAUUUCAUGCAUAUAUUGUACAAAUUAGCAAUGUUGAUCGUUAUUAUUUUCUUUAUAUACUCUUUGUUAAUUAUGUAUUUAAGAUCGGAACAUCUGAAACUGUUUCAAUUCCAUCCCUUCAAACAGCUUUGCUUCUACUACUACAGUAAUAAUAGUGAUCGAUUGAAGUUAAACAGUUUGGGGCGUUCCAUAUAUAAAUUUGUUAUUGUUUUCGUUACUGUACAGUUUAAAGAGAAGUUUUAUUGCGUUUUUUUUAUUAUUACAUUUAUGGACUGUAAUGUUCGUUACCAGGCUCAGUCAUCAUUAUUCUAAGAUAGGAUUUCUGAGCUUCUCGAUCGAACCGUGGAGAUCUAUUUGUCCUAGUUUUGAUAGAGUAGACCAUCCGAACCAAAUGUGUCUGAAGUACAUGCUGUAGAACAUGAAUUAAUCUAACAGUUGAUUAGAAUAUAAAUAGACAAACAAGUAUUAAACUGGAUUAGAUUAAUUUAAUGGAAUCACUCUACAAAAUACUGAUAUUAUCUUAUCUUCCUUUUUCCUGUUGUACAUAUAUUUAUAUAUCAUGUUAAAAUGUUGUGUAUAUUAAGAAAAAUGAAAUAUUUGAAACAUAAUAAGAUCGUUGUCGGCCCCAUUUUUUCCGUAACAUUUCCACAUCUUAUGCAUUAAGGGCCCAAAUUUAAUAAAUUUAGUUCUACAUAAAAAUACACAAGGUAGCACAUCGCAGGAAUCUCAUUUUGAAACUAUACUGCUUCAGAAAAUAAAUGUGACAUUGUUGCUUAAUGUCUUAUGAUUAUAAUAAUACAGUUUCAAACUGAGGUUAACAUAAACUGUUAAAGGGACUGUUCAAUUGAUGAAAAUGUAUUGCACUAUAAGGCUUUAUAAACUGAAUGGCAAUAUUAGGAGAUUGUAUAUUAAUUAGAUGACGUGAUUAAAAGAAUCAGAGUGUUAUCAUGUAUAUGCAUUGAUUGUAAUAAUAAAUGUUAAUCCAAUCGUUGAAAACAUUGUUUUGAUUAUCAUACGCAUUAUUAUCCAUACACUUUUACAAACAUGCAUAUAUUUAAUACAUUGUAACUGUUAGUUUAUAGUUUUUAGCAUCGCCAGCUCCAUUUUUUAGAUCUGAUUACAUAAAUGGCCUGUUUAAAUAAUGAUAAUAAAAUAUAUUUUAAAACGAACACAACAGUGCCGAUCUGGAUAAUUCGAAAUAACGGGUCGUUUACUGUGGUACAACUAAAUCAUUGGGUUGGCUUUGGUUUUUUAGUUGGAAUAAACAAAGUACUAUCAACAGCUUUAUCCAGAUAGCUAUAGCUAGCACUUUAUUAUAAAAAAGUCUAUAGUUACUUUUUAAAUGUUAAAAUGAACAAUAAGUAUUGAUAAUAUUAUAUUGUGAAACAAUGUGACAACCCUGCUCUUGUUAAGUAGACAAAAAAAAUAAAUCAUAUCACUCGUCCUGUUGAUAA
This is a messenger RNA of Aethina tumida (small hive beetle), 3854 nucleotides long. RefSeq names its product synaptotagmin 1 (gene Syt1). Gene Ontology annotation, biological process: calcium ion-regulated exocytosis of neurotransmitter; synaptic vesicle endocytosis; regulation of calcium ion-dependent exocytosis. Bases 159 to 1622 code for a protein of 487 amino acids. Gene Ontology annotation, molecular function: clathrin binding; syntaxin binding; calcium ion binding. The record is from RefSeq and is a predicted model, not a curated record. The transcript has 11 exons. Gene Ontology annotation, cellular component: dense core granule; axon; synaptic vesicle membrane. Lineage: Eukaryota; Metazoa; Arthropoda; Insecta; Coleoptera; Nitidulidae.